UGGUCGUCCCCCAACUUGACGGUUGCUGGUUCGAUCCUCACAGACCUUUGACUGUCUUGGAAGUGGAAAAGCGCUAUACAGGAGAAAUACCAUUAACUACGUUCCUGGGUUUUUAUCUGCAGCGUGUGUUCUGACAAAACAAGGCAAUAUUUUAACCAGAUUGGCACCAAAUUCAAUGCCGCACCAUCUCUGAACAGGAAAGUAAAAUGAAAGAAAAGAUUUAAGAUUGAACAAAACUUUGUCAGAAAUAGAACAUAUGAAUGGAAGCUAUAUAAAAUGUCUUAAAUCAGCUACAGGAUAAAGAAAAAAAAAAGAAUCUUUUCUCUGUUGAGGUCUAUGGAGUUCAUGAAUGUACUGUAUUUGGGUCUAUCCUGCUUUCCCCAGGCCAAGUAUAGCGAGUGGAACAGUUGCAGAUGGCUUGUUUCAGGAAACCACGGGCCCAAAAGGGAUCCCUCUCUGCUGUGCAUUUAGUAUACAAACUACAAAGGCAAGCUGCGGUCAGCACACCCUUGUGAAAGGGGCUAAAAUAGUGUCAGCAGGAUGUCCAACAGACUGCAAGCAAGCAGACGAUAGAGCAAAACAGAAACCUGCACGACAAGGAGAGGGUAACAAGACAUUGCUAAGAUCACAUUCAAUUUCGAGUCUUUUUAAUGUGAGAUUUCUCGGAUGUUGCUCCUCUGAUUAGAAGCAAACCUGAAUCCGACCACCAUGACUUGAUUGCAGUGAUCGUAGCCUGCUGUAAUCUUGCCCCCGGCAUACCAAGACUCAUGUUUGCAUCUGACUGGGUCAGGACUAUUUCCUGGGGACGUAAUCUAAAGGAAGCCUUGCUAUCUUGACAUGCUUCUAAAGAACUUCAUUGUCAAACAGAAGAAGUCACAAGUAUGCAUGCUGGCUUGGGAUUUUGCGGAGCUCCCACGUCCCAGCAGCAGCAGCAGCAGUGCACCUCGGCGGGUAGAGAACAUCCACGCAAGAGUCGGGGAUAAUACAUAUGGAUGUGGCAGGAGCACCAAAGGCGGAAAGGCUGGCGUGACGGGGGGAAUAGUUUGCCAUUAUUGUUAUUAUUAUUAUUAUUAUUAUUAAUAUUAUUAUUAUUACAGGAGUACAGUGUACCGCUCUUCUCUGAACGUGGACAAUCAUGCAUGUGCUCUUUUGGGGCUUGGGGUUCCUGUUAUUCCCUGAUUUAUUGAAUGUAGACGCAACAGCAGGGACGCUACUCCUGAAGUCAAGCACAGUAAAAGAGGAAAUCGGCGCCUAUGAGAUUGUAACACCGGUGCGAGUGGACGAAGCCGGUGAAAAGUUUCCAAGCAGCGUGCACUUCAAGAGGAAACGACGAAGCUUGGACGAGAAUAACACUUCCACGGAGCACUGGGCCUCUUCAAAUAUUCACUACAGGAUUUCUGCUUUUGGACAAAACUAUCACCUCAAUCUGACGCUGGACUCGGGAUUUAUCGCCCCACUGUACACUGUGACAGUACUUGGAGUACGCAGAGGAGAUAACAUAACGGGUUUGGCAACAGACGAGGACGAGGAUGAGGAUGAGGACACCGAAUUAAGACACUGCUUCUAUAAGGGACAAGUAAAUGCGCAAGCGGAGCACGCCGCAGUCAUCAGUUUGUGCUCAGGAUUGUUUGGUACCUUCAGGUCUCCAGAAGGGGAGUACUUUGUUGAACCCCUUCAUAGCUAUCGAGGAGAAGAUUAUGAAGAGGAACACACAAAACCUCAUAUCGUGUACAGGAAGAGUGCACCCGAGAAACAGAAAGCCGGGGGGAACGCAGCUUGUGACACUUCAGGACAUAAAGACAGACAUAUGAGGCCUAAACUGAGCAGGAAGCCAACAGCUGGGGCGACCUCCGACGAAGAAGCACCCGUUCCCAGCGCUAGUAUAUUAAAUGAUGUGGAGUCACUAAGUGCCCGUCUGACCAGUGAUGCCUUGCUGAGAUCACAAAGCAGCAAUGUCGGUAGAAACGACAGCAACAGCAACAGCAACAGCAGCAGCAGCGACUCCAGACCUCACAAGCGAUCAAAGCGCUUCCUCUCCUACCCGCGCUUCGUUGAAGUCAUGCUGGUGGCGGACAGCAAGAUGGUGGACCAUCACAGCAGCAACCUGCAGCACUACAUCCUCACGUUAAUGUCUAUUGUGUCUUCCAUCUACAAGGACCCCAGCAUUGGAAAUCUGAUCAACAUUGUCAUUGUCAAGUUAGUCAUUAUCAACAAUGAACUAAAUGGUCCUCAGGUUUCCUUUAACGCACAGACCACUUUGAAGAACUUCUGCAUUUGGCAGCAGAGUCAGAAUGUCCUGGAUGAUAACCACCACUCGCACCAUGACACGGCCAUCCUCAUCACCAGGCAAGAUAUUUGCAGAGCAAGGGAUAAAUGUGACACCUUGGGACUGGCAGAGUUGGGUACCGUGUGCGAUCCGUACAGGAGCUGCAGCAUCAGCGAGGACAACGGCCUCAGCACAGCGUUCACCAUCGCCCAUGAACUGGGUCACGUGUUCAACAUGCCUCACGAUGACAGCAACAAAUGUAAGGAGGACGGCGUCAAGAUUCAGCAGCACGUGAUGGCCCCCACCCUCAACUACAACACAAACCCUUGGAUGUGGUCCAAGUGUAGCAGGAAGUACAUCACAGAGUUCCUCGACACAGGCUAUGGUGAGUGCUUGCUCGACGAGCCCGUUUCUAGGCCAUACAGUCUCUCGCAGCAGCUGCCUGGACGGAUAUACGAUGUCAAUAAACAGUGUGAAUUGAUAUUUGGGCCAGGAACACAGGUGUGCCCUUAUAUGACCCAAUGUCGGAGGCUGUGGUGUACUAGCCCAGAGGGCGCCCAGCGGGGCUGCAGGACACAGCAUAUGCCGUGGGCUGACGGCACUGACUGCUCUCCUGGAAAGCACUGCAAACACGGCCUCUGCAUAGCCAAAGAGCACGACGCCGCACCUGUGGAGGGGGCAUGGGGAGUUUGGAGUCCUUUCGGUACCUGCUCUCGGACUUGUGGCGGGGGCAUCAAGAUGGCAGUGCGCGAAUGCAACCGACCCGUACCCAGGAACGGAGGGAUGUACUGCGUCGGUCGCCGAAUGAAGUUCCGUUCCUGUAACUCUGAGCCGUGCUCCAAGCAGAAGAAAGAUUUCAGGGAGGAGCAGUGCGCCGCUUUCGAUGGCAGACAUUUCAACAUCAACGGUCUACCUCCUAACGUUCGCUGGGUGCCCAAAUACAGCGGAAUCCUGAUGAAGGACAGGUGUAAACUGUUCUGCAGGGUGGCAGGCAGCACGGCCUACUAUCAGCUCAGGGACCGGGUUACCGACGGCACGCCUUGUGGACCUGAUACCAAUGACAUCUGCGUCCAAGGCUUGUGUAGACAAGCUGGCUGUGACCAUGUACUGAACUCCAAAGCCAGGAGAGACAAGUGUGGUGUAUGCGGAGGGGACAACUCUUCCUGCAAAACUGUGGCAGGCACCUUCAACAUUGUACGCUACGGCUACAAUGAAGUCGUGCGGAUACCCAGUGGUGCUACAAACGUGGAUGUGCGUCAACACAGCUACUCAGGGAAACCAGAGGAUGACAACUACCUCGCCAUAUCAAACAACCGUGGAGAGUUCCUGCUCAAUGGAGAGUUUGUAGUCAGCAUGUUCAAAAGGGAAAUUAAAGUCGGAAACGCUGUCAUCGAGUACAGUGGAUCCGACCAUGUUAUUGAGAGGAUCAAUUGUACCGAGCGCAUCGAGGAGGAGAUCAUCGUCCAGGUGCUGUCUGUGGGGAACCUUUACAACCCAGAUGUCAGGUACUCCUUCAACAUCCCCAUAGAGGAUAAACCUCAGCAGUUCCUCUGGGAUGCCUAUGGUCCGUGGCAGGAGUGCAGCCGCCUGUGCCAAGGUGAGAAGAAGAGGAAAGUUCUUUGUAGCAGAGAGUCAGACCGCGUGGUGGUGUCGGACCAGAGAUGCCAUGGCGUACCAAGACCCGCCAUCAUCUCUGAGCCCUGCAACACAGAAUGCGAACUGAGGUGGCAUGUUGCCCGAAAGAGUGAGUGCACAGCUCAGUGUGGUCUGGGAUAUCGCACCCUGGAUAUAUUCUGUGCUAAGGUCAGCCGCACGGAUGGGAAAACCCAGAAAAUCGAUGACCGCUACUGUAGCGGUCAACGCAAACCUGAUGACAAGGAAGGUUGCCAUGGAGAUUGUAAUUCCGGAGGCUGGGAGUACUCACCCUGGUCAGAGUGCUCCAAAAGUUGUGGUGGGGGCACCCGCCGAAGAGGGGCAGUGUGUCGAAAGGCAGCGGAGCCCGAGGGCGAUGAGAGCAAAUGUAGUCAAAGAGACAAGCUGGCCGUCCAACCCUGCAAUGAAUUCCUCUGUCCACAAUGGAAGACCGCCGACUGGUCCGAGUGCCUGGUCACGUGCGGGAAAGGCUAUAAGCACCGCCAGACGUGGUGCCAGUUCGGUGAGGAUCGUCUAGAUGACCGCUUUUGUGGUUCAUCGAAACCUGAGUCGGUCCAGACGUGUCAGCAGCAGGAGUGUGCCUCUUGGCAGGUCGGCCCCUGGGGACAGUGCACUACCUCGUGUGGGCUCGGGUACCAGAUGCGAGCUGUCAAGUGUGUUGUUGGGUCUUAUGGGGCUGUCAUGGAAGACUCUGAAUGUAAUGCUGCCACCCGACCCACUGAUGCCCAGGACUGUGAAUUAUCCCAGUGUCCAAACAGUCAUCCUGUUCCACCAGGACCCAAAGUCCCUUCUCAUCAGGGACAUAAAACCCAGUGGCGGUUUGGUUCCUGGACCCAGUGCAGCGCCAGCUGUGGCAAAGGGACACGGAUGCGUUAUGUAAGUUGCCGUGACAACCACGGUGGCGUCGCAGAAGACUCGGCAUGUGCUCAUCUCCCGAAACCUCCCGCCCGAGAAGUGUGCUCUGUUGUGGCCUGUGGACAGUGGAAAGUGUUGGAAUGGACAAUGUGUUCGGUAACCUGUGGUCAGGGGAAGACCACACGCCAAGUGGUCUGCGUCAACUUCAGUGACCAAGAGGUGAACGCUAGUGAGUGCGACCCUGACGAUCGGCCAAGCACGGAGCAGGACUGCGCCAUGUCUCAAUGCCCGUCCUACGCCAGCGAUUCCAAACCUUUCCCAUCCUCACCAAACAGCAGUGCACGGAACAUCAUUCCUCAAAGCCAAUCCCACCAAUGGCGGACCGGACCCUGGGGCGCGUGCUCCAGCACAUGUGCAGGAGGCUUUCAGCGGCGAGUCGUUGUGUGCCAGGAUGAGAACGGCUACCCUGCCAACAGCUGUGAGGAUCGCACCCGGCCCAGUGAGCAGCGAUCCUGUGAGUCGGGGCCAUGUCCGCAGUGGAUCUAUGGCAACUGGGGAGAGUGCACCAAGCCAUGCGGAGGCGGGAUAAAAACCAGGCUGGUUGUAUGUCAACGUCCAAACGGUGAGCGUUUCAACGAUCUGAGCUGCGAGAUCCACGAUAAGCCGCCGGAUCGGGAGCAGUGCAAUACUCAGCCGUGCCAUUCUAGCCCCCACUGGAGUACAGACCCAUGGAGCUCGUGCUCAGCUUCCUGUGGAAGAGGCUUCAAGUCCCGUAAGGUGUACUGUCUAACCAGCUCGGGACACUCGCUUGAUGAUGACGACUGCCAGCACUUGACCCCCAAACCCAGCAAGCAAACACGCUGCCGAGGUGGCCGAUGUCCCAAAUGGAAGACUGGCAGCUGGGAGGAGUGCUCAGCCUCCUGCGGUGAUGGCAUCCAGCGACGGGAAGUCAUCUGCCAGACUGGAGCCAAAAGGAGCCCCCUGGAGACCGACUGCCCGGACCGCUCCCGUCCGCCAUCCAGUCAGAGCUGCCGUGUCGCUGAGUGUCCCACUCGGUAUCGAUGGCGAGAGGGAGACUGGCAGGCGUGCAGUAAAUCAUGCGCAUCGGGCCACAGAAGACGUGCUUUACAAUGUGUGGAUGACCGCCAGCAAGAAGUCCAUGAAAUGUACUGUGUGAACCAAAUCAGACCACCCGACAUAGAAAGCUGCAAUACCCACGCCUGUGAAUUCAUCUGGAUCACAGGGGAAUGGACCGAGUGCUCAGCCAGCUGUGGACAGGGCUACCGCCAGCGUCUGAUCUCCUGCAGCGAGGUGCAUGUGGAGAAUGACAACUAUGAGUAUGGUCAUCAGUCUAUGUCCAACUGUCCAGGGACCCCCCCUGAGAAGUAUAUGCCUUGUAAUCUGGAACCAUGCCCGCCUCUGCAGGAGUGGAGGGUUGGAACCUGGGGACCGUGUUCAGUGAGCUGUGGAGAUGGAGUGAUGGAAAGAAUAGUGCAGUGUGUGACAGCAAAUGGCCAGCAACGCAAUAGAUGCUCACUGGAUGUCAUGCCCGAAGCAAGAAAAGUCUGCAGAAGCCAAAGCUGCUAUUUGCCUUCGAGCUGCCAAGACGUCCAGAGCAUAAACGGCCCUCUUGCAGAUGGUGAACACUUAUUGAAUAUUCAAGGAAGUACUCUCAAGGUCUACUGUGCAGGAAUGCAGACAGAGAAUCCACGGGAGUAUAUCACCUUGACAACAGGAGAAGAAGACAAUUUUUCAGAGAUCUUUGGCUUCAGGCUCAAUGACCCCACCCAGUGUCCACCAGCCAAUGGGUCCAGGAGAGAAGACUGUGACUGUCGUCGGGACUACGCUUCUGCUGGCUUCACCACCUUCUCCAAAGUGCGCCUGGAUGUGAGCAAAAUGAACAUCAUCACUACAGAUUGGCGAUUUGCAUUGACUCACGAAGGCAACACGGUUCCAUUUGGCACCGCAGGAGACUGCUACAGCGCCUCCCAGUGUCCACAGGGCCGGUUCAGCAUCAACCUCUCGGGAACAGGUUUUAAGGUGGCUCCAGACACCUUGUGGACUUCCCAGGGCAAUUAUGUGGUGUCUGAUGUGAGGAAAUCAAAGGAUGGCAGCAGAGUGUCAGGAACCUGUGGUGGCUACUGUGGUAAAUGUACUCCAUCCUCCGGGUCCAAUCUUCACGUUACAGUGGCUUAGAUUCUUUUCAACCGGAACUGUAAGGGGUGUCGUUGUGACGUCACAAUGACAGUGCUGCAGUUAUGUGUCAGGUGCUCAAUAGUGUCAGGACAUCCCUCCACCUUGGUGCUACAACCAACGCACAGCUCAAAUCCAUCCAUCACAUGACCUUUUUUUUAACCUUGUAUAAAUGGUAAUGGUGUAAUUACUGUAAAUACAACUAUGUGGCACAUUUAUGUCUUAUUUAUUGUAUUAUUUUUUUAUUGUAUGACUUAGAUUAAUUAGUAAAUGCCACAUGGUGUUAUAUAGCAUUAUCAUUGACUUUUAUUUUACACUUUUAAUUACAUUGUGAUCUCCCUAGGCAAUAUGUAAACAUACUUUUGGCUAUAUAUAUGUAGAGCCUCCUUAACACCAAGUCCAACUCCCAUGUCGCAGCUGCUAAACAUCUUGAAUAUGACUUUAAUGGUUGUUGAAAUUGCCCACUUAGAGCAAAUGUGGACAACAGUUGUGUGUGUGUGUGCAGCUGUUUUUAUUAAUACGGAAUUAUAGCCUCAAACCAUAAACAAUGGAGUAGACCUCCAACACUUUCUAUUGAAGAAGUCAGAGGUCGCUGUUGUUGAAUGAGAGGGUCCACCUCAUAGAUGUUUGAUGGGGUUGAGGUCAGGGCUCUCAAGUUCUUUCCUACCAAACUACUGUAAGCAUUCCUUUCUCCCAGCAGGGAACCUUUCCCAAACCUUUCCCAAAAGUAAGCAUAAUUAUCCUAAAUGUUGACAUUGAUUCAUUGCUGUUGUCCGUGUCGCGUAUCCUUUUCAAGGAUAUAUUAUGUGGAUUUUUAUCAUAUAGACCAAAGAAGUUGCAAAAAAAAAAACUUCCAGACGAACAAAUUCCUCUGUACUCUGGCAAGACUGGCAUCAGCAUCAGGUAGCGUGACGAAGCGAAGCCAUGAGCCUGGAGAAAAGCAGACUGGUUAUCUUAUCUGGAGUUGCUUGAAAAAAAUCCCGAAAGAAAGAUUUCACCUCAGGCUCGUAAAAAAAAACUCCAGAAGAUACCCAGCAGAUGUUCUCCACGGGUCCCCAGAGGGACCUCACAAGUAGUACAAGCUGCCUGAGAUCUGGGCACAUGAAUUCUCUUAACUGUUACCGUCUGUACUUUCUCCAAUGGUGGAACCUUGGUUAGCGUCAUUUAUUUAGCUCCAGAAGGUUUUACAAUUAUUUAGUUUUACAUAAGGUAAACAAUUUAAAAACAUAUAAAUGAAUGAAAAAGGAAAAAUUAACAUUUAAGGCUAAUUUUACCUUCACUGAAGACAUGAUUCUUGAUGUGACUGUUCCCAGAGACACAAUGUUGCAGCGAGACACCACCUUCUUGUUUUGCCAUGAGUUAUUUCCUGAAUUGGUUCUCAACUCAAUCACCCAAAAUAGAGCCACAAAAAGUUUCACGUGACAGUAGUAAUAGUGAAAAACACUUCAAAGGUCACUUCAAAUGUUCAUUUAUCCCUUUCAUUUGUCAUUUACAUGCAUUUGUAAUUGUUAUGUAUGUAAAACUAUCCAGGGUGUACCCCGCCUCUCGCCCGAAGACAGCUGGGAUAGACUCCAGCAUACCCACGACAUGUUUUGUGUUAACAUUUUUGAGUCAGCCUUUGAUGACGUCAUAGAUGACAUGAAAAAAAUUUGUGUGAAUUUUUGACGUUAACUGAAAAACCGGGGCGAAUGCUAACCAAGGUUCCACAGUACUAUUUAUUUUCGUUUUUUUAUUGUCUGUCCAACAUGUACUAGUACAGUGAUUCCCAAAGUGUGGGCCGCGGCCCCCUGGUGGGCCAUGAGAGGUCAUUAAAAAUAUGAUUAAUUUUUGCAAAUAUUAUUUUUUAAAUGAUUUUUCUUGUAAAAUAUUUAUUGCACGAUUUAAAAAAUAUACAUUUAUAGGCCUAAGUAAUAACCUAUUGAGUGUUAUUGACCUGUCACAAUAUUUUAGGAACCUUAUGCAGUUUAUGAUUGGAAAGUAGCUCUUUGGUCAUCAUGGCAGUCUUGAAUGCAGUUAUGAAAAGUAUCAGAAUUAAUUAAGAAUUAAUUAAUUAAUUCUUCACCACAUAUUAAAAGUUUGGGCUUCCU
Molecule: messenger RNA, 9054 nt
Organism: Doryrhamphus excisus (bluestripe pipefish)
Lineage: Eukaryota; Metazoa; Chordata; Actinopteri; Syngnathiformes; Syngnathidae
Source: RefSeq, a predicted model, not a curated record